Molecule: messenger RNA, 705 nt
Organism: Acanthosepion pharaonis
Lineage: Eukaryota; Metazoa; Mollusca; Cephalopoda; Sepiida; Sepiidae
Source: the annotation of a GenBank genome assembly
AUGUACGAUUACAUCUAUCUAUCUGUCUAUCUAUCUAUCUAUCUAUCUAUCUAUCUAUCUAUCUAUCUAUCUAUCUAUUUCACUCAAUAUUCAAAAAUUUGUAUCUGUUACUUUUUUUCCGUCUCUAUUUCUUCCUUUCUCUCUUUCUUUCCUUUUCUCGUUCUUUCUUUCUUUGUUUCUUUUUUGUUUGUUUUUCGUCUGCCAUUGUUUCUUUCCAACCAUUUUUUCUACUUUUUCUUUAUUUCUUUUUUCGUUUUUCUUUCUUUCGUUAUCAAGAUUUCGUUUUUCUUCUCAUCUAAAUUUAUUUUUUCCGUUUUUAUACGCUUUCCUUCUUGCCUAAAUUCUCUUUCUUCCUGUCAUUUCUUCAUUCUUCCAUUUUUUUUAAAUAUUUUUCUUUCUUGUUCGAUUUCUGUAUUUAUUUAUCCCUACUCCUUUUUUGAUAUCAUUCCUUCUUUCCUUUCUCAUUUGUUUUCUUUUCUAACAUUGUCUUUUUUUAUAGGUUUUCCCUUUUCAUUUAUUUAUUCUUACUUUCUCGUUAAUAUUUUCCCUUCGUUUUUCUUUGAACUUUCUUUCUUUUUAUUUUUUCUUCAUUCUUGCUUAUUCUUAACCAUUUUUCUUAUUUCAUUCAUUAUCCAUUUUUUAUCAACAUUUUUUUUUUUUUCUUUCUUUCUUUCUUUCUUUCUUUCUUUCUUUCUUUCUUUCUAA